Prunus avium (sweet cherry) is the source of this 585-nucleotide messenger RNA. The record is from RefSeq and is a predicted model, not a curated record. Lineage: Eukaryota; Viridiplantae; Streptophyta; Magnoliopsida; Rosales; Rosaceae.
AUGGCCAAAAAAGUAUUCAACGAUGUGUUGAGAGGUCAUUCCCCUCAGAUCCCGUAUCAAAUCAACAAUAUUGUAUACUCAAGUGGGUACUACCUUGCUGACGGAAUUUAUCCAAGGUGGACGACAUUCAUCAAAACAAUUCCGAAUCCCCAAUUGGAAAAGGAAAAAAGCUUUGCUGCCUUUCAAGAGGGUUAUAUGAAAGAUGUGGAAAGGUGUUUUGGUAUCCUGCAAGCUCGUUGGGCAAUUAUUAGGGGUGUUGCUCAUAUGUUUGAUGAAGAGGUGCUUCGGAGCAUUAUGAUGACUUGCAUCAUUCUCCAUAACAUGAUUUUUGAGGAUGAGUAUGAUUAUGAUGCCCCUGAGAUGUUCGAACCCGAUCCCAUGAACAUGGCAUUGACAAUAAUUUAUGAACGGCCCGUGGGAGCAAAUGGAAAACCACUGGAGCACGAACCGUUGAUUAGGAACGAUCGAUACAACAACUAUAUGAUUGAUCGUUAUAUGGAAAUGCAAUCUUCUUAUGUUCACGAAAGACGUCAAGUUGACUUGAUCGAGCACUUAUGGGCAAUGAAACGCAAUCACGGCGGAUGA